Molecule: messenger RNA, 1312 nt
Organism: Exophiala viscosa
Lineage: Eukaryota; Fungi; Ascomycota; Eurotiomycetes; Chaetothyriales; Herpotrichiellaceae
Product: short chain dehydrogenase/ reductase
Exons: 6
Coding region: 307-1236 (309 amino acids)
Molecular function (GO): oxidoreductase activity
Source: RefSeq, a predicted model, not a curated record
UCCACCGGAUAUGAUGCUAUAGGACACGCACUUAGGAUAUGUAACCGCGGCUGUUGGUUUGGCAGUAGUCGUUUCCCCGCAUGCACUGUAAGAGGUAGGGUGGUUGGAUAAUCGAAUAAGCGUGCUGACCUGCGGACUUUCUCCGUAGAAAUACCAAGGUAUGUAUAUAUGUGAACGGGGAGUUCUUGCGAUUAGGAGGUUUAAGCAGUAGAUAAAGUUCGAUUGAGUGUCAGACCAGGCAAAGGCAGACACGGGCAGGGUACGGUACCUUGGUGCAAGAACAGACCAUACCGAAGAAUCUAAAACAUGCCCCUUCCACCAUAUGAGAACCAUGGACCGGUCGAUUGUUCUGUCGAGCCUGAUACGAGUAUAGUGAAGGGAAAGAGUGUUUUGAUUACAGGUGGUGCGAACGGCUUCGGCGAAGCUCAUGUGCGGGCUUUCGCUGCUGCCGGGGCAUUCGUGACAUUUGGUGAUGUUGAUGAGAAGAAGGGGAGGAGUCUUGCUCAGGAACUCGGGAGUAACGUCCAAUUCGUCAAGUGCGAUGCUACGGUCUGGGAGGACCAAUUGAACAUGUUCAAGCGGGCGGUGGCCGAAUCUCCUGCUAAGAGUUGCGAUAUUGUCGUUGCGAAUGCUGGGAUCACUGGGCCAGAUGAGGUCUUUGCUCUGGAAGAUGUCGCUGGAGAACCCACCAAGCCGACACUCCCAAUCCUCCAGGUGAACUUGAUUGGCGCAAUCUACACGUUUAAGCUGGGUCAGCAUUAUAUGCGUGUCCAACCUGAAAGUGCGGACCGAGAUCGGUGCUUCAUAUUCAAGGGCAGCGUUGCAGGGUUACUUGAUCAGCCUGGCUCGUUCCAGUACUCGGUGUCCAAGUUCGGGUUGAGAGGGUUGAUGAGAAGUGCUCGGCGUACGUCGUGGCAGGAGGGCAUUCGUGUCAACUAUAUUGGUCCCUGGUAUACGAAGACGACGAUAUUGAAACCUCAGGUCAUUGAGAGGUUGGUAUCCAAGGGUGUUGAGUUCGCUGAGGUGGCUGAUUGCACGACUGCUGUCGUGCGGAUUGCUUGCGAUAAGACGAUCAAUGGACGAUCCUUUGCGAUUCUUCCUCGCUCCGUGACGCCUCAGGGGUAUCGUGAUGCGGAGCUUGAUGACUUGGAGAGUGAGCCGUGGAAGAGUCUUCAGACGGUGGUCCUGGCUGCUGCAAUCAGGACCAUGUCUGCUGCCGUUCAGACGGCCAAGUAGAUACUGAUUUUGAUUCCUGUAUCUUGGUGUAGUGUUUGAGGACGAAAGAGAAAAUUGCUUCGAUUCAAUUGACGCG